AUGGAUUCUGGUAGAGGUCCACCCAAAAGGAUUAGAGGAAAUCACCAAUCUCCUAGUACAUUGGCAAGUUCUUUUAAUGGGAUUGCUAUGAGGGAUAAUGCAACAUUGUUAUCUCAAAUUCACUUGCUCGAUCAAGUAGGACAACUUGGUAAUUCAUGGAGAAGGCCCGGUCAAUCAAUUAUGGUGAAUAACGGUAAUAGCCAUUUAGUUCCUGAAAACAAUUUGGUGCAACACUUUUGGCCAACGCCUCAUAUACAAGGUUUGGUUAUGGGUUUGGGGUGGGAUGGCGUUGCUUUAAAUGAGGGAGUGCAAAACCGUCUUGACGGUGUUGCUUUAAAUGAUCAAAUGCAAAAUCUUCUUGACAUUAUUGAUUUAGAUUAUGAUGAAGUGGAAAUUCUGCUUGAUCAACAUCAAGACAUGCGCCUGGACAUGAACAACAUGUCUUAUGAGGAGUUUAUUGCAUUGGGUGAGAGGAUCGGUAGUGUGAGUACUGGUUUACAUGAGGAAAGAAUUACGGAUCAACUAGAGACAAGAGUCUACAUCCCAUACCCUAAUUGUACUAAUUUGGAGGAGUUACCUUUUAACGACAAAGAAAUUGUUGUUUGCACAAUAUGUCAAACUGAAUUUGAAGACCAGGAGAAGAUUGGAAUCCUUCAAUGUAAGCAUUAA
Medicago truncatula (barrel medic) is the source of this 669-nucleotide messenger RNA. RefSeq lists its product as uncharacterized. The transcript is spliced from 5 exons. The record is from RefSeq and is a predicted model, not a curated record. Gene Ontology annotation, molecular function: ubiquitin protein ligase activity. The coding region runs from base 1 to 669 and encodes 222 amino acids. Gene Ontology annotation, cellular component: nucleus. Lineage: Eukaryota; Viridiplantae; Streptophyta; Magnoliopsida; Fabales; Fabaceae.